Molecule: messenger RNA, 9723 nt
Organism: Gallus gallus (chicken)
Lineage: Eukaryota; Metazoa; Chordata; Aves; Galliformes; Phasianidae
Gene: PXN
Product: paxillin
Exons: 15
Coding region: 5136-8201 (1021 amino acids)
Biological process (GO): substrate adhesion-dependent cell spreading; transforming growth factor beta receptor signaling pathway; endothelial cell migration
Source: RefSeq, a predicted model, not a curated record
GAGGCGCUGAGGAGAGCGGGCGGUGGCACCGGCACCAUGGACGACCUCGGUGAGUUCCCGGCGCUCCCCGGCGGGCUGCGGGCCGUCUCUCCGGCCGCGGCGUUCGGCCGCGAUCCGUGCCGGCGGCUCGGGCUGCCCGCGGGGCCGCGUCCCUCCCGUUGGCCGCUCGGGCCCGCAGCCCCGGGGCUCGGCACGGCACGGCACGGCACGGCUCGGCCCGGCCCGGCCCGGCCCGGCCCCGCCUGCCCGAUCCCGGCCCGUGCGCGGGGUGCGGCCCGCAGAGCCCGGCGGCGCGGAGUCCCGCGCGUGGAAGCGAUGGGAGCGGGCUGGGGAGGGGCCGCAGCGCUGCUGCCAUCCGCCUCCAGCUGAAAGCGGCGGGCUGCCUCUGUGGGAGGGAGAGGAAUGAAGCGGCGAGGAGGGCUGAAGAAGGUCCGAGUUUGUACCUCUGUUGCUCUCCUGAGGCGUUGCCCGUUCGCGCCAUCAAAAGUGGAAGUUCUAAGAUAUGUCUUUGAGAUAUAACUGUCCCAGCAGCUUGGUUCCAUCGGGUCCUGCUUACACUGACCGGUUCCUUCCCAGUUUUUGUGCCGUCUUUCAGGUUGGGUGACAUCUGAUGAGCCUACAGUAACCAUCCAAACAAGAAAAGCUCUCUUUCUCUCUCCUAAAUGUACAGAAUUUAUCUUAAAAGAGCACACCGGCUGCUUUCCCUCUGCAAAUCACUGCUGCUGCCUCACUUUUCUAAAGGCUCCCACCUUUUGGAUGUCAGGGGAAAAGCUCUUCACAGAGUGAGUGGUGAGGUGCUGGAAUGGCUGCCCGGAGAGGCUGUGGGUGCCCCAACGCUGGAGGUGUUCAAGGCCAGGUUGGAUGGGGCCCUGGGCAGCCUGGGCUGGUGUUAAACGUGGAGGUUGGCUGCCCUGCCUGUGGCGGGGGGUUGGAACUUGGUGAUCCUUGGGGUCCCUUCCAACCCAAGCCAUUUGGUAAAGUGAGACGCUGUGCUGAGCUCACACCCUGUGUAGGUUCGGAGUUGAUGCUGCAUAAAAUCAGCUGAGAUAUGCCUGUUCCGUGCUUCUCUGUGGUGCAAAAACUGCCGUUGUGCCUGGCUGGGUGUGAGGGAGCACCGCACAGUGCUAGUGGUGGCUCUGCUCCUAACUCCCAAAACUUAUCGUAAAUCUUUGGGCCAUCCCUCUCCCUUCCACAGGAGCGGAUGGAAUGUUGGUCGGUGCGUACUCCUGCACUGUAAAACUCAGACCCAGAGGUACCUUGCUUGGUCUGGACAGGGUAUGAAACACCAGCAGGAGUGGGUUUGGGUUGCGCUGCGGAUUUGGUGGAGCUGCAAAGGCUUUGCUCACUUUUUUUCCCCACCCGCAGUGCUGGAGGAAUGGCGUCGUGCUGCACGGCUCCUGCAGGAAGCUGCGUCCCAGCAGCACAGGGAGCUCAGCGCUGGGCCUGAGAAAACUGCAGCAGCACAUGGUGGGGAUGGGGGGGGGGGUGGGGAGCCUGGGCAGCUGGCCAGGCUCGCAUUGCCUGCCCUCAGCCUCAGAGGAAGCGCUUUGCGGACGUGCUUGGAGUUGGGCAGGAAGCUGGCUGUUCUGCUGGAGUUCUGCAGCGCUGUGAAUGGGUGUGGAGAAUAAACCCUGGUCCUGAGCGGUGCGGGUCCUAACUUGGGACUAUCACCCGUCCCCAGAGCUUCCCAGAGUGCAGUGUAUUAUGUGCCGUGCCCCCAGCAACAGGUGAUCAUCACAUGCGUUUGCUUCAGGCAGACUGAGCUGCUGGAUUAUUCCUGGUUCCGUGGCACUACCUUGUCUAAGUCACAUGGAGUGUUAUUUAUUUACUGAGAGCUUUGGCAACUCCAAACAGAAGUGGUGUUGCCUUUUAGAAGCUUUUCUUUUUUUUUUCACUGGGUUUUGCAAUCAGAAACAAAACAGCAUUCACUGGAGCUUGAGAGAGAUGUUUUGCAAAGUUGUUUCUGCUGUUUAAUGAGAAUGUAUUUACGGCGGUGCUUUGGCUGUGCAUAGACUGGGCUGUAAGGAGCUUAUUGGAGGUGUGCUGGGAGGAUGUUUCCUAUUGGGGAAUGUCUGUCUAGCAGUGUGGCUUUGGAACUUCUGGGCACGAAGAUUCAGUCUAAGAGAUUGUACUUUAAAAACUGUCUUUCUGUGAGGAGCUUCCGCCCACCCCAUCUUUGUGGCUUAACCCUCUCAGGGUCAGCUUAGUGCUGGUUGUGCAUGGGCACGGGGAAGGGGCUCAGCACGUGUGUGCCUGCCACCUCUCCCAGCAGGUCUGUGCUCUUGGCCUCGUGGAUGCCUGCUGCCUCUGACUGUUCCUUCCGUCUGCAAUCCUACGUAGUGGGUUUUGGUUUUUAUUUGGCUGAAAGUUCACUGUGAAGUUGCUGACAGUCAGCUGUGCCCACUGAGCAGUACUGGGGGGAAGGGCUGCUCAGGUACUUUGGUGCUUUCUGCUGGCUCAGGUUUCUGAGUCAUUCCUGGUGUUGGUUGAGAAGACUGCAAACAGAGCUACUGCUCUGCACAAUGGGGUUCUGACUUGUUUCAGCUUCUUAGCUGUUCUGAGCCCUUGUAAAACAGGGGCUUCAUUGUCCUGAGCAGCUCAGACAGGGAGUCCUCUGCCUCGAGCAGCGUGCGAUGCAGAGAGGCUUCUUUUCUUGCUGCUCUAUUUCCAUGGAAAGUCGGGAGUCCGCGCUGUCUUUAGCUGCUUUGUCUCUGUCUGGGAGAGGUCAGCUUACCCCGAGUGUUCAGCUGCCCUCCUGGUUAAAACCGAUCCUCUGACACCAUCUCAACCAUCAGAGGAAGAAACGGGCAGUUCCAUCUCUGCCUGCUCUCUCACACCGGGGGAAUCACAGCGCCCUGAUUUCUCCUCAUCCUUUUUUUCCCCAUCCACUUUCCCCUUAAACUGUACGGUAUGAAACAUGAAGCUCCAGAAGGGUCAGAAUUCUGAAGUCCGGCAGCGGAACAGGAGGUAACGGUGCACUUCUGGUGACAUCGGGGUGGUUUUUCUGACCUACUGCUAUGACAGAGAUGUUUAAAUUCCUUAAGCUGAAUCUGUGUGACAACGGUGCAGCUGCGGGGGAGCAGGAAACAGCCCGCGGCCACCAGACAGAUGUGUCAGAAUCAGAGUGCUGUGUUAGCUGUGAUACCCCGGAGCUCCUGCAGCUUUGGAGAAAGCAGGAGCACGUUCUGAAUUCAGCCAUGUUAGCCUGGUGGAAAAGCAGUGAGUGUGAGCGAGAUCUCAGCUCGCAGCUCCCUGUCCCACAGCUCAGGCUGUGCUCCCAUCUGCGUGCUGCUCUGUGCCCCGUUCUGAUGAGGAAGCUGUUAAUGAACACUCUCUUCUGCUUCAGCUGCAUGAAAGUGAAGCAUUGUCCGGGGAGCUUCCCUGCGGACGGCAGGAGGAUGGGACACGGGGGGUGAGCUGCUGGCUCAGUCUGGCCCGUCUGCACUGAGUGAGGUCUGGUGGCACUCCCUGCAAGUACGGGAUGCCACGGCUAUUAGGCAAUUAAAUUUGAAAUGCUGAGUAGGGAACUGCGGAGACAUUUGGGUCCUGUCCUUGUCUUUCAGUGCAUGUAACAUUUCACUGUACGUCUCAUCCAGUUCGGUUUCAGAUUGCAGCCAAAAAUGGUGAUUCCCGUUUCCCCAGCCCUUGUGUGCUUCUGCUUACGUAGUGAGUGGGAAUGGGGCUGUAGGGGCGGGUCGGUGCACGUUGCUGACCUGGAAGGCAGCCCUGCUGCCCAGCCUGGACAGAUGUGUGCUGCUGGGUUGGGAAGCGGGGCUGCGUUGCCAUGUAGUGGGGCAGCUGGACUCAGUGCAGUGCAGGAGCUGGGCUGCAGCUGUGUUUUUUCCCAUCUCCCUUCAGCAUAGUUACCAACCACGGCACGGUUAGCUGGGUCAGCAAGCUGAUUUCUCUGGAAAUUGUUUGAAUUGGUUGGUUUUUAGCCAAAUCAGUUCCUUGCUCUUUAUGACCUCGUGUUCCUACAAAGCCACCCCACCACCAGGGUGUGGAUGAGGCUGUGGGUGAGGCACCUCUUUCAGCUGGAGUCGAUGUUUGAUUCAGUGUAAAGUCAGCAUUUAUCCACAGAUCUGCCUUCGGGCGAAUUGUUUUUCCAUCUGUGCAGCAGCAGUGACAGCUCCUUACCUGCAGAGUGUGGUUAAUAUGUAUUGCCAGCUUUGUGUUCCUAGAACAGCUUCCUGCAGGACCUCAGAACAGUCACCCUUUCACGCUUCCCAUCAGUCUUGCUGGACAAACACACAGUGGCAGGUUUGAGUUAGAUUUAUACGUGUCUGUUCUCAGCUCUGUUUAUGUUCCAGUGCUGCCAUUCUGAUUGCUCAUCCUUUCUGCAUCCCCUGUUAGGGCAGCCUGUGAGCGGGGAGAGAUUUCCUUUCCCUUCCAUGUUCCCCACAGCAGUUCCACUCAAAGUCUUUACCACAAAAUGUCGUGAAGUCAUUCAAAGAAUGUCGUGUUCUAAAGAUACACCAUAAAAAAAACAACAUAUGACCGUGUCCUAUCACUUGUAAUUUUUUCCCCCUUGUUUUUGUGCUUGUUCUCAUGGCAAAUGGCACCAGGGCGGCACAGGCCAGCUGGCUGGGCUUUCUGGGCAGGGGAUCCGGAGCAUUUGGCCACUUUGAAGUUAUGUUUAUAAACCCUCAUAAAGCAAACAAAGCGGAGUGGGAACAACUUUGGUGUUCUUGGUGUUCCAGCCAUAGGAGCUCGUGUCCCCGAGGUUACGUGCUUGUGCUGUUUAGGAAUCUGAUGCCUUACUGGCAGACCUGGAAUCCACCACCUCGCAUAUCUCUAAGCGACCGGUGUUUCUAACAGAGGAAACGCCUUACUCCUACCCAACUGGAAACCAUACGUACCAGGAGAUUGCUGUGCCACCGCCGGUGCCCCCGCCGCCUUCCAGUGAGGCCCUAAAUGGCACUGUGAUUGACCCCUUAGACCAGUGGCAACCCAGCGUGUCCAGAUACGGCCACCAGCAACCUCAGUCCCAGUCUCCGAUAUACAGCUCCAGUGCCAAAAGCUCCAGUGCCUCUGUUCCUAGAGACGGGCUCAGCUCCCCUUCUCCCCGUGCCAGUGAGGAGGAACACGUGUACAGCUUCCCAAACAAGCAGAAGUCUGCAGAACCAUCUCCCACAAUGACCAGCACCUCUCUGGGCAGCAACCUCUCGGAACUGGACAGGCUUCUCCUGGAACUGAAUGCUGUUCAACAUAAUCCCCCCAGUGGCUUCUCAGCAGAUGAAGUCAGCAGAAGCCCAUCACUGCCCAAUGUGACCGGACCUCACUAUGUCAUCCCAGAGAGCAGCAGCUCUGCAGGAGGGAAGGCUGCACCCCCUACAAAAGAAAAACCAAAGCGGAAUGGUGGGCGUGGGAUUGAAGAUAUGCGUCCCAGUGUGGAGAGCCUGCUGGAUGAGCUGGAGAGCUCUGUGCCAAGCCCAGUCCCUGCAAUCACUGUGAGCCAAGGGGAGGUGAGCAGCCCCCAGCGUGUCAACGCCAGUCAGCAGCAGACCCGUAUCUCUGCUUCUUCAGCUACACGAGAACUGGAUGAGCUGAUGGCGUCCCUCUCUGACUUUAAGACUAUGUCUCUGAUUCCUGAACCCUCCCUAGAACCGGUUCCCGAUUCAGCAGAUGCAGACUCCAGCAGCGUUCCUCCCAGUAUAACAGUGCUACCCCCUUCCAAAUGCCCUUCUGUCAGGCACAGCGGGGAUGUGGCAGUGCCAGCAGGUGCCCCCUCAGCAGUUCUCUGUGCUGAGGAGGGCAGUAGCACUGUAGUGUGGCCUGCUUCAGGGCAGUGUGCCACUCUUCCACGUGUACCCUCUUUGCCACAAAUGGUCCCUGUGCCCCCUCCACGUGUCUCUUCUGUUUCUGCUACUCGUGGGGAGCAGAUGGCCUCUGCAAGUUCGGUGAGGCUGACUGGAAAGCCUGACUCUUCCAGGAAGACUUCCCAGGCUGUGGCAGCUUCCAGGGCUGAGCUUCUGUGUAGAUCUGCUAAGGUGGAGGCACAGGGCCUAGAGCUGGCAAAAGAAAGUGAGAAAAAGGAGCAGAGAAGUGAUCCCAAACUCUCAAGCAUCUCAAUUUCAAACACUGGAAUAAGUGGUCAAGGGAAGGGGCAGGCAGCUAAAGAAUUGGAUCAGCAGGGAGUGUUCAGGGAUAACUCAGCCCUUCCUUCUCAGGGCAGAAGUGUGAAAGCAGCCUUAGAUGAGCUGUGGGCCCUGGAGCUGUCUGAGCACGUACCAGAAGUACACAUAAAGAGUGACGGCAUUUUGAGUCCUGUGUGUAACCCUUCUGCUGUGGCCCUGGAUCAGUGGGGUGUCUCCCCAGACAUUGAAAAACAGCUGGGCUUUGUUGUGGAGCAAGGACGGGAGCUAAAGGCUGAAGUACCACAUGAAAUCCAAGUAGGUGGCUGUCCUGACCUGGUCAAGAAGAGGCAGGGCAGAGAGAGAGCUCCCAGGGAGACAGGUACUGCUAACAUGAACAAAGCCGGAGGAGAUGAGGAAAAUGAGCAGAUCAGAAGCUCUGCAGUUGCUCCAGAAUCUUCUGAAAACACUUGGAAAGCUGAAUGGGAUUUGCCAUGCCUCUCCAAACCACCCAUUGAAAGGAUUUCUGCAUCAGGCCAGAUUAAGUCUUUGAUCAAGAGGACAAAAGAAACCUCCAACGUGCAUCCAAUGAGUCGUGACCUCUCUCCAAGGCGUAAAUUAGGUCCUGCAAUAUUUCACAAGACUGAGUCCCAAGAUCGCUUGAUUGAAGAGCUGCAGGACAGACUGGGAAUUGCUAAACAGGAACAGGAGGAGCGGAAAAGCCAGGAUGACUGGCUGACAGAGGGGGUCAUUAUCACUGCCCGACCCCAAGGGGAAGAGCAGAAUGGUGGACAGCAAAUAGAGAAGGUGGUAUUCCCUCCAGAAUCCCCACACCCCCAAAGGAGGACAGUCUCUGUUUCAGCCUCUCCCCCACUCCAGCCUUCCAAUGAAGCUGUGAAGACAGUCCCUGCUAAUGCUUCUCCCUCUCAUGUACCUCUCCUCCCACUCCCAGCUCAGCCCUCCCAUGCACUAGCUACCUCAGCUCCGUGUCCAGUCUCCUCCUAUUCCUUUCGCUUGGCUCCCCAGCCACUUUUCCAGUGGGAAGCUUCUGAUGCUGAUUAUCAUGAGCUCUCUGUUGUGGGCACCCCUCCUUCUGAAGAUCCUAUGCAUUCUUCUCCCCAGACCUGGACCCCUAGCACCAAGACGGUCAUUUCUGUUGGCUGUCAAACAGAAGAUGAGGCUUUCUUCCCGCGAAUGCAGGUGACCUCUGCUCCUCCCCUCACCCACAGUGCCAACCUGCUGGCUGCCUGUGCACCCCCGGGUCCUCCCAGCCCUGAGAAGUUCAUGGCACAGGGGAAAGCCGGCGGCAGCAGCUCCCCACCAUCCACCACCCCAAAGCCUGGCAGUCAGCUGGACACCAUGCUGGGAAGUCUGCAGUCUGACCUGAACAAACUGGGGGUAGCGACGGUCGCCAAGGGUGUGUGCGGAGCCUGCAAGAAGCCGAUUGCUGGGCAGGUAGUUACAGCCAUGGGGAAGACCUGGCACCCUGAGCACUUCGUCUGCACCCACUGCCAGGAGGAGAUUGGAUCACGGAACUUCUUUGAGCGGGAUGGGCAGCCCUACUGUGAGAAGGACUAUCACAACCUCUUCUCUCCUCGCUGCUACUACUGCAAUGGGCCAAUCCUUGAUAAAGUGGUGACGGCUUUGGACAGGACGUGGCACCCUGAACACUUUUUCUGUGCCCAGUGUGGAGUUUUCUUUGGACCUGAAGGAUUUCAUGAGAAGGAUGGCAAAGCCUAUUGCCGCAAGGACUACUUCGACAUGUUUGCUCCCAAGUGUGGAGGCUGUGCCCGGGCUAUCCUGGAAAAUUACAUUUCUGCCUUAAACACCCUGUGGCACCCUGAGUGCUUUGUCUGUCGGGAAUGUUUCACACCGUUCAUCAACGGCAGCUUCUUCGAGCACGACGGGCAGCCCUACUGCGAGGUGCAUUACCACGAGCGCCGCGGCUCGCUGUGCUCUGGCUGCCAGAAGCCCAUCACGGGACGCUGCAUCACUGCCAUGGGCAAGAAAUUUCACCCCGAACACUUUGUCUGUGCCUUCUGCCUCAAGCAGCUCAACAAAGGAACCUUCAAAGAACAGAACGACAAGCCCUACUGUCAGAACUGCUUUCUCAAACUCUUCUGUUAAAGGCAUCAUAGAUGGGAGCUAAGCAUCUUUCUGCCCCCCCUUGUGGCAGUUCUGUCCCUUUGAACAUUACUGUGAUUUAGAAACCUUACCAGGCAGGGGAGGGGGCGGGCGGGCGGGGGGUGGGUGGCAGCGCUCAGUGCUGCUGCAGAGAGGCAGUAGAUCCAGAGAUGAGACGGACCAUUAAACUGGAAAUGCCCUUGCUGUGUCUCAGCAGAGAGAGGCUCGGUCCCCUCAUUACGGUGUGUCUGUGUGUGGCUGACAGCUGAGCUUAGCCCCAGGGCUCCACCAGGGAGGCUGUCCUCAGCCCCUCCUGCCAGGAGCCGCGUCUGCAUGUAGGGUUCUGCCUGUGUGUCAGCUCUGGGCAAACCCUGGCGCUCACAGACAGCGCAGCCCUCUGUUUUGACACCUGGCACAGUGAGGGCACCCCACGACCUCAGCAGCACCCUGCCUCUGCUCCUCGAGCCACGUGGCACGCGUGACUUAAGGCUCAGAGCCUCAGUGCAAGGCUGCCACGGCCCUGCAAGGGUCUCUCCAGUUCCAUUACACUGUAAGGAGUCGAUACCACUUUUUUCGUUGUUGUUUUGAAGAGGAAUGAAGGCGUUACUCUGUGGGUUCCUCCUGGUUUGUUACUCCGUGCCUCCUCCCAGCACGUGGGAAGCAGUGGGUGCUGCCCCCCCUGCAGGAGUGCGGGUGCAGGGAGUCAGAGCACAGCAUUACUGCCCGUCCCCGGCAGGAGUGGCUGUGUGAGCGUCCAUCUGUCAGAGGGGAAAGAGGCGAAGGGGUUUAAGAAGCCAGGAAGCAAACCGAGCCCUAACAACCUUCUCUUUCUCCUUCCUCUCUUUGCUAACGAGAGCUGCCAGCCUUCGGCCUUUCCCCUCGCCGCGCUCCCGUCCCACGUGUGCUCCUAAGAGAUGCUACAGCAAUAACUUUGAUACUGACUGUUCUGCGACACGCCCGGUUUUACUAUGGGAAUGAAUACUGUAUCCUGUCUUUGAUAAGAUUUCUACACUGAUUUUGUUUUGAAUUCGUAUCUAAUUUGCUUUUAAUCCUCUUGUAACAGAAAUUGGUUUUUGAAGUGAUUUUUAAGAGAGCGACUUUUCUCUCGGCGCUGCGCUGACGGCGCCGUUAAACCCAACGGGCGCGGAGUGCUUCUGAGGGCGGUGCGGGGGCGGAUUUAUCACCGCCGCCUUUGGGCCGCGCCGCUCCACGCAGCGCCCGCCGGCUGUGCCGGGAGCAGCGCGCGGGGCGGCGGGGCGCAGCUCGGGCUGCGGGGCGGUGCGGGGCGGUGCGGGGCGGGCAGCCCGCGCUCCUGGCGGCCGAAGCGGCCGCGGGGCGGAGCCGUGCCGGGCUGUGCCGGGGCUGCCGCCGCGUGCCAACGGGAGGGCCGAGAGCUUCCGCCCUCGGAAGGCGUAACCGGCUCCGUGCGGGCCGCACCGCGGCGCCUUGCCGCCAUGUAACGCUCUCGCUGUGCUUUGCUUCCAUUUAAGUUCUUGCAGUUACGCCAAUAAAGUUUGUACCGUUA